Molecule: messenger RNA, 1623 nt
Organism: Rangifer tarandus platyrhynchus (Svalbard reindeer)
Lineage: Eukaryota; Metazoa; Chordata; Mammalia; Artiodactyla; Cervidae
Source: the annotation of a GenBank genome assembly
AUGGAGAGCAGCGGGCCCUCGGUGCUUUGCCCUGGGCUCCUCCUUUUGCUGUUGCUGCCCCUUCCACUGCUGUGUGCAGAGAGCCUCCAGUACAGUGCCUUGGACUGGAGAAAUCCCCACCAACGCCUUUGCAAGGAUUGGGGAAAUGUUCAUCGUUACCUCAGCCCAGAUGAGAUAAGCUUCCAUGGUAGCAACCUACAGCACAGGAGCAAGUCCAGCAAGUUGCAUGACUGUGACGGUGACUUCGGCCUCUAUUUCGUCUUGGAUGCGUCAGACAGCAUGGGCAACUCCUGGAAGGACAUUCACCAAUUAGUGGAAAAAAUGGUGAAGAAGUAUACAAACCCCAAACUGCAAAUGUCCUUCAUCACCUAUGCCACACAGGGCAACACGGUCAUGAACCUCACCUCAAACAGAACAGAAAUAAGGGAUGGUCUUAAAAGACUUCAGAAUAUAGUUCCUUCAGGAGCCACAAACAUGCAGGAAGGAUUGAAAAAGGCAAAUGAGCAGAUUGAAAGAGUUUACUCCAAUAACAAGAAUGCUUCCAGCCUGAUAUUCACUCUGACUUCUGGGCCACUGCUGCCAGAGACGUUAAAGGACGCUAAGAGUGAAGCUAGCAAGGCUCGGAAUAUGAAGACCACGAUUUACUCAAUGGGUAUAAAAGACUAUAAGAGAGACCAGCUGCUUCAAAUUGUACAAGGAAAGAGACAGGUGUAUCAUGUGGAUGAAUCCAAUAUCGAAGAAGGCUUUAUUAGAUCAAUUGUGGGAAAUUCCUGUAAGCAAGUUAUGGGCAAGGACACAUUCUAUGCUUGUGUAGGAGAAUCCUACCAACUUGGUUUUUAUGCACACGGUCUAAAUCCAGACAAAAUUAAAGACUAUACUUGCAGAUAUAAGUUGGAUGAUAGCCAAGUCUAUAAUAAAGAACCUGCCUCUGUGACUAAUGAAAAAAUAACUUGCCAAGGACAUAUUUUUGCUAAGACUGGACAAGUGAUUGUUGUUGAUUACUCUCUGGACCUGGGCAAGACCUACAGCAAGCGAUCCUUGAAAGUUACCAGCAAGGAUUGUGUGGAGCCCCCAGGGCCCACAGUGCCCCCAGCGCCCACAGAGGAUCCGGUUCCCAGCAAUCUUCUCUUGUUACUUCCACUUGUCCCAUUCCUGGCCAUGAUCCCACUGCUGCUUCUCUGCAUCUGGUGCUAUAGAAGGAUCUCCAAGGAGCCAAAACCAGUCCCAAAACCAGUCCCAAAGAAGCCAUUCCCUGCACAGACCAGAGUGAUUGUCUCCUGUGGUGGAUACCAAGAAGACACGCUAAGAGAGAUGGAGGGGAAACUGGAUACCUUAUGUGACUUUGUUCAGCGCUGCAACCAGAUGCCAUUGAUGUGGUGUCCACCCAGGAACAUGCAUAGGUGCAGCAGUCUUAGCCUACCAGAGCCUCACUGUGGACAGAUGCCCUAUGGUUCAAAUAUCUGCUUUCAACCCAGCCAGGAGUCCUUUCUUCUAAACAACUGCUGCUCACGAUGCCACCACCCUCCACCUGUAUGCUCCCAGCCACCCUCCAGUAUGCUGCCACUGAUUCCUCCCACUGCCGAGGAGUUCUACAGACCCUCUUCAUCACUUCCGCCCCCAUAG